CAGCAUCGCGCCGAGGUCCGUGCAUGACCACCGUCGUCUGCUUCUGGAAUGCGACGAUCGGGGCAUGCGCCAAGGAGCACUGGGCGUCGUGCGGCUACACGUGGCUCAACGUCGCACCCGUUGGUCUCUUUGCCACCCUGUGGCUCUGCUACGGCGUCCGACUGCUCCAGCGCCACGGCUUUCUCGCCCGGUUCCUCCAGCUCAACGCGUCGACGAUCCACGACCAAGUCGCGCAAGGUAUCGCGAUUGCGCUUUCGCAGCGCAAGUUUGGGUCGGACCAGCAGCUCCAGCUCCAGCGCUACGUCAAGCUCUGCGCCAUGUGCUCCGAGUGGCCGACCUACACCUUUGCGCCGCUCUCGAUUGCGUUCAAGGUCUCGGGCACGCCGCCGAUCGUCGACAGCCUUCUGUUUUCACUCAACUUUACUCGCGAAUCGUGGAACCUUGGGAUGGCCGUUGGCAUGGGCAUGCUACUGCUCUUGCUACGGCAGGUCCAUGCCGCGUCCCGCUACCGUACGUGUGGAAGUAUGGCGUAG
Molecule: messenger RNA, 533 nt
Organism: Saprolegnia parasitica CBS 223.65
Lineage: Eukaryota; Oomycota; Saprolegniomycetes; Saprolegniales; Saprolegniaceae
Exons: 3
Coding region: 24-533 (169 amino acids)
Source: RefSeq, a predicted model, not a curated record